AUGAACUCUCUGGUGAGCCUCGUCGUGGUCGGUACGGCCCUGCUGGUGUGCGUCUCUGCCGGCGGUGUUGGGCUCGGCUACGGCGGACUCGGCUACGGAGGCGGCUUGGGCUACGGCGGUGGUGGCCUGGGCGUCGGCAGCAGCGUGGUCUUGCUCAGAGGCGGUCCUGGGUUCGCCAAGGCGGUGGCUGGCCCGACAUUUCUGGUGAGCACGGUGCACCACGUGAACAAGGUGCACGGUGGCGGAGCCAUCGUUGCGCACAGCGGACUGGGCGGCUACGGAGGAGGAUACGGCCUUGGCUACGGCGGCUACGGUGGCUACGGCAUCAAGGGAUAA
Messenger RNA from Dermacentor silvarum, 336 nucleotides. RefSeq names its product acanthoscurrin-1-like. The coding region runs from base 1 to 336 and encodes 111 amino acids. The record is from RefSeq and is a predicted model, not a curated record. The transcript is spliced from 2 exons. Lineage: Eukaryota; Metazoa; Arthropoda; Arachnida; Ixodida; Ixodidae.